Aspergillus chevalieri is the source of this 348-nucleotide messenger RNA. It is a transcript of the gene SMD2, whose product is annotated as mRNA splicing protein SMD2. Gene Ontology annotation, molecular function: RNA binding. The coding region runs from base 1 to 348 and encodes 115 amino acids. Gene Ontology annotation, cellular component: U4/U6 x U5 tri-snRNP complex; catalytic step 2 spliceosome; U5 snRNP. The transcript has 4 exons. The record is from RefSeq and is a predicted model, not a curated record. Gene Ontology annotation, biological process: spliceosomal snRNP assembly; RNA splicing. Lineage: Eukaryota; Fungi; Ascomycota; Eurotiomycetes; Eurotiales; Aspergillaceae.
AUGUCUGCUGAACCCAAGAUCCAAGAUCUGCUCAACAAGCCCAAGAGCGAGCUCACUGAAUAUGAGGUCGCUCUGGUGGAGGAACAUGAAAUGACCGCGGGCCCUCUGUCUCUGCUGCAAACUGCGACGCGCACCCACACCCAAGUCCUCAUCUCAUGCCGGAACAACCGUAAGCUGCUCGCGCGUGUCAAGGCUUUCGACCGUCACUGCAACAUGGUGUUGGAGAAUGUCAAGGAGAUGUGGACGGAGAAGCCCAAGGGGAACAAGGGAAAAGGUGUUAACAAGGAUCGAUUCGUGAGCAAGAUGUUCUUGCGAGGCGACUCUGUCAUUCUUGUUCUGCUUAGUUGA